Ixodes scapularis (black-legged tick) is the source of this 615-nucleotide messenger RNA. RefSeq lists its product as uncharacterized. The record is from RefSeq and is a predicted model, not a curated record. Lineage: Eukaryota; Metazoa; Arthropoda; Arachnida; Ixodida; Ixodidae. The coding region runs from base 1 to 615 and encodes 204 amino acids. The transcript is spliced from 6 exons.
AUGACGUACUUCACGCAUUGCUGCUGCGGGUGCAUGACGGUCCGAACAGGCACCAAAGUGUUGGCCAUCCUCAGUGUUAUCGACUCCCUGAUUGGCAUCAUCAUCUAUGCCACGUUCGCGGUUUACCAGAAGGAGGUCGCAGAGGCCUUUGACGAUUUACCCGACACGAAGAGCUUGGCGGAAGCUGUUUUUGGCGUAUACGUCGCUUACACCGUCAUCUGCGUCAUCGGGCUCAUCGUGUCCAGCCUCUGUGUCAGGGGCGCUUACAUGGAUCAGCGACACUACAUCGUGCCUUACUUAGUGUUUGGAAUCAUGGUCCUCGUGGUCCAGGUAAUCCUUGCCAUCUUGUUGAUCAUCGUCGUCAUCGUAAACCGUGCCACCCAGAUCCUUUGGCUCGUGUGCUUUCUUGUGCUCUGGUUAUGCAUUUGGUGCUACUUCUUCGUGGUGGUGCUGUCCUUUUACAAGCAGCUGGAAAAUGCUGCAAACAACCCGGGCAUUGGCAUGGUGCCUCCGGCUCAGUCUGGCCCUCCUAGCAUCUAUGUGCCACCUCAGAGCUACAGUCCCGCUGCCCCGACACCCCGGUGCUACUCGGACUCCAAGAUGACCCUUGUGUGA